CGCCAUUUGGUCAAUUUAUCUCCAGCGUGUGAUCGUGAUUCGUAGCUCCAUCCUCCUUGUAUAAGCUCCUCAUCCAGCGUCCUCAUCGGGAUCAAAAGGCCGCCUCACCAUCGCUGCACACGUUUCUUCAAAAGCAUAUUCAAAAUGGCGCCUCCUACCCAGAAAGGAUUCUCCUGGUCCAACAUUGCCGUUGGUGCGGUCAUGAACAUGUUCGAGGUGACCACCCUCGGACAGCCGCUCGAGGUUAUCAAGACCCAGAUGGCUUCAAACCGGCAGCAGCCCAUGGCGCAGGCGCUUCGAACUGUUUGGUCGCGUGGUGGUGUCUUGGGAUUCUACCAGGGUCUAAUUCCGUGGGCAUGGAUCGAGGCCUCGACGAAGGGAGGGGUGCUCAUGUUCACCUCCGCGGAGAUUCAAAAAGUCGCCAAGGGCUCAGGCAUGAGCCCUGCGACAGCAGGCCUGAUUGGCGGUGUCGGAGGCGGCAUCGCGCAGGCAUACGCGACGAUGGGAUUCUGCACAUGCAUGAAGACUGCUGAAAUUACGCGUCACAAAGUCGCCGAAGCCGGCGUCAAGCCGCCAAACACUUGGGCCGUCUUUGGCGACAUAUACCGCCGCGAGGGUAUUCGCGGAAUUAACAAGGGCGUCAACGCAGUAGCAUUGCGACAGGCGACAAAUUGGGGUAGCAGAAUGGGUUUCGCGCGUCUGGCGGAGGCACCGAUCAGGAAGUUGUCUGGCAAGGGCGAGACUGACAAAUUGGGUGCAUUGGAGCGGAUUGCAUGCUCUACUAUCGGUGGAGCCCUGGGAUGCAUCAACCAGCCGAUCGAGGUAGUUCGUGUUGAGAUGCAAUCCAUGGCCAAGGGCGCCGCAGUGCGCACCGAGAAGCCGACAGUUAUGAACACACUGUCCUAUGUCUACAAGCAAAACGGCCUCAAGGGUCUCUACCGAGGUACCACCCCACGCAUCUUCCUCGGUGUCUGGCAGACGAUCUGCAUGGUAUCAUUUGCCGACUACGUCAGGGAAUUCCUUGACGCUUCCCCCACGAAGACCGCAUAAAGCCGCGCGUAGAGAGGAAUGUGAUUUGCCGCCGACGAGGCAGCCUACGUCGAACGCAGGACCAGGAGAGCGUGCGUCCCGUGAUCGUGGCCCUUCGCGUUUCAUCCUUCCAGAAAGACUUACCUGGCGCGUUAGCCGACGACCGGAUGCCGCUGCGGGCUGACCGGAUAGCCGGCGACGACGGAAGAUGAAGGACGGAGAUGAAGAGCAGAACAGGACAACUAGACUAUCAAGAAUUUGUAUGCGGGCGGGCAUCCUGUACUUUUUUCCGUUGCAAAUUGUUUCAAG
Messenger RNA from Tilletiaria anomala UBC 951, 1338 nucleotides. RefSeq names its product mitochondrial carrier. Bases 145 to 1050 code for a protein of 301 amino acids. NCBI's taxonomy places the organism in Eukaryota, Fungi, Basidiomycota, Exobasidiomycetes, Georgefischeriales, Tilletiariaceae. Gene Ontology annotation, molecular function: tricarboxylate secondary active transmembrane transporter activity. Gene Ontology annotation, biological process: mitochondrial citrate transmembrane transport; alpha-ketoglutarate transport. Gene Ontology annotation, cellular component: mitochondrion. The transcript has 8 exons. The record is from RefSeq and is a predicted model, not a curated record.